AUGAAUGCGACCCCAUUGUUCAACAUGGAACCUUCUAUUUACUUGGUCCAGCAUGCUUUGGAGGACCAAUAUCUACCCUCCGCUGCGGCAAGUGCUCCACCUGCGGCCGUACCUAUGGUUCCUAGUCAGCACUUACAGAUUCAACAGCCAGCCACAGAACAGCACCCCUCCACGCGACAGCGGACGCAAUGGACCCAAAAGGAAGAUGCGUGUUUGCUUGAAUCAGCCCUUACGCUGUCCCACAUAUUGGUAGGCGAUCUCGACUUCAAGGCUCGCAAGUUGUUUUGGCAUCACGUAUCUCAAACUCUGAUGUCCGACCAUUUAGUGAGUAAAAACAGACGCCAAUGUAGAGAUCGCUUCAAGCUUCUCUACCAACGUGCUGUUUCCCGCAACACUUUCGAUCGUCAUUUACAACCCACCACACAAGUUGAAGUACUUAGCGACAAGUGUACGCGUAUGUUCAAGUUCAGUCAGCACCGUGAACUGACCUUGAACACCAUGAACAACGGCAGUCCACCAUCUCCAACUAUCCAUGCCUCAUCGAUACCACCCUCCCGCGUUCCAACAUCUCAUCUUAUCGCAACUCCCUCAACUACUUCCUCGUUAGCAUCCACCAUUAAAAGUCCUCGAAGAGAAACGGAUAAUUCCGGUGAUACUGCACGGACUGCCUUACCAAUAGCACAUUCAUGGUCUGACCACAACACGCCUUUUGGAAACUCUCCCCUGGAAAGCUUUGGCAACAGCAUAGAAUAUCGGGAGCCCACUGCGAGCACCUCAUGGGAGAUACAAACUGUAGUGUCCACUCUUGUCUCCAUGAAACAUCAAAUAAACCAUUUAUCAAAUCGCAUUGAGUGUAUCGCUAAGGUUCUAUCUGUUAAUGAUAGCCAUGUAGGCACGGAAUCUCUCAAGGACACUCAUUUCACGUAA
Molecule: messenger RNA, 927 nt
Organism: Lachancea dasiensis
Lineage: Eukaryota; Fungi; Ascomycota; Saccharomycetes; Saccharomycetales; Saccharomycetaceae
Source: the annotation of a GenBank genome assembly